Messenger RNA from Penicillium daleae, 1095 nucleotides. Its product is annotated as cytochrome P450. Lineage: Eukaryota; Fungi; Ascomycota; Eurotiomycetes; Eurotiales; Aspergillaceae. The transcript is spliced from 5 exons. The record is from RefSeq and is a predicted model, not a curated record. The coding region runs from base 1 to 1095 and encodes 364 amino acids. Gene Ontology annotation, molecular function: oxidoreductase activity, acting on paired donors, with incorporation or reduction of molecular oxygen; monooxygenase activity; iron ion binding.
AUGAGAAAGUCACUUGCGGCUGCAUUCUCUACAAAGGCCCUGCUAGAGCAGGAAGAAAUCAUCCAGGGAUCUGUGGAUGCCUUUAUUGAAGGGAUUCGAGCUCGGGUCAAAGACACCAAGGGAAUUAACAUGACCAAGUGGUUUGAGAUGCUUGCUUUUGAUAUCCUGGGAGAAAUGGCUUUUGGGGAGUCAUUUCAUUGCGCUGAAAAUGGCAAAUCCCAUUUUUGGUCUGACAUGAUUGAGGAGCAUCUUUACUUCAUCACCAUACUUGAUAACUUACGACGAUACCCAUUGAUCGCAGCAAUUGGAAAACUUAUCUUGCCGCGUUUGACAACUGGUGUUCGCAACAAACAUACCAACUAUAGUCGCCAAAAGGUUGCACGCCGGCUUAAUAGUUCAUUCCCCCGGGCAGAUUUCAUUUCACGGUUGAUUGCAAAGGUCCAAAGUCAGGAAAUGGAUAUGGAAGAGCUGACAGCGCACGCUUCAACACUUGUCAUCGCUGGGGGUGAAACCGUAGCCACGUUUCUAGCUGCCGUUACCUAUCAUUUGCUUUCCACUCCGGAGGCUUACAAAAAAUUACGUGAUGAGAUUCGGGGCAAGUACAUGGAUAUUUCAGAGAUCAACUCGACGUCCGCAUUACAACUGCCUUAUCUUCAGGCCGUCAUAUCCGAGGGGCUGCGUAUCUACCCCCCAGGCUCUCAGGGGUUUCCCCGCGUUACUCCGCCCAAGGAAGGAAUUUGGGUGGACGAGAGAUAUGUACCUGGAAAUACCGAGGUUUAUACAUCUGCAUGGACACUCACGCAUGACUCCCGUUACUUCCAUCAGCCUUUUGAAUUCAAACCUCAGCGCUGGCUGGACCCUGAGUGCACUGAUAAUAAAGAGGCUAGUCAGCCCUUUUCGCUGGGACCAAGAGGCUGCCUCGGGCGGAACUUCGCAAUGGUCGAAAUUUCCAUCAUACUGUGCAAGCUGCAUUUUCAAUUCGAUGCCGAGCUUGUAGACCCGAAACAGGGGUGGGAAUCUGAGAGUCGACUGCACGUUAUGUGGUGGAAACCGAAUUUGCCAGUGAGAUUUUUCCCGGUAAAACGUGAGACUUAG